UUGUAUAGUUUUAUACAGUCAUAUAUAUAACUAACCUAACCCAGCCUAAUGUGAUCUAACUCAACCUAUACAUUCAUAGUUUACAGUGCAAUUAUAAGAAUUUUUGAAAAAUUAUAUAGGAUCAUUAAGGUGCCCUCAUCAGUCACCAUUGCGUGUACCGGCUAGGUACGGCAUUGGCAGCAAGCUGUGACGUCACCUGACGCAUGCGCAUAAAGCUCUCGCGUGAGAUAAAAUCUCACGACUGCCCAAACUGCUGUAAAUAUAUAGACGCAACACAUGGUUAACCUCAACACAUCAAUAUUUAUAUUUUGUUUACAAAUUACUUUCGUUAACAAUGGACGUGAAGGAUAAUUUCGAUAUUUACGUUGGCGGGAAGUCAGGAGUUUUUAAAGGUGUUAAAAUUGGACAACAGGAAAAUGUAAUGCAAAAUAUUCAAAACUUGGUAUCAAUAACAGAUCAUGAUGAAAUUACUACAAUGUCAUGGGGCGAUACUGAGGAGAAAGAAGUUUUAAUUGCUUGUGGAGUGAAAGGGAUUAGGAGCAUAAAGGUUUACGAUACAGAAUGUUCAACCUUUACAUGUUCUUUCUUUUGCAAUAUUGGAACUGGGAAAAUUAAUGGUAUUUCACGAUAUGAUGGAGCAAUUCUGACUGCUGUUAAAUCUGGAGAAAUUAAACUGUGGAGAUUUAAGGAAGAAGAUGAAAUCAUCAUAAAAGCUGGUGAAAAUUUGAAUAGAAUGCGUCAUUCAAAAAUAAAUAAAAAUAUAAUAGCAACUGGAGGUUACGAACACAACUUAAAGUUAUUCGAUUUAGAAAAGCAGAAACAAAUAUUCAUAGAAAAAAAUAUGCCCCAUGAUUGGUUGCAAUUAAGGGUUCCAAUUUGGAUUUCUGAUAUAGAGUUUCUUCCUGGGACAGAACAAAUUGUUACUGUUGGUAGAUUUGGACAUGUUCGUUUGUAUGAUCCAAGAGUACAAAGGAGACCUGUUAUAAAUUUAGAAAUGAAAGAUGAAGCAUUAACAACUUUAAGCACUAUGCCAAGAGAAAAGCAAGUUAUAGUUGGAUCUGGAAAAGGCAGUAUGAAUCUUGUUGACUUAAGAAAACCAGCUAAAGCAUUAAAUACUUACAAGGGAUUUGUUGGUAGCGUAACUGGAAUAGCUUGCAGUACAAAUGAACCUUACGUUGUUAGCGUUAGUUUAGAUAGGUAUUUACGAAUACAUCAUAUAGAUACGAAGAAAUUAUUGAAAAAGGUGUAUCUGACAUCGAGAAUGUCUUGUAUGUUAUUACGUUCAGGAUUUUCAUUACCGACAGAAAAGACUAAUGAAGAAAGUAUACGAAAACGUACUGAUAUCGAUGAACGUUUUAAAGAAGAACAAGAAAACAUACAAAGAGAUUCGGAUACAGAUUCAGAAUACGAUGUGUUGUUCGAUAAAAUGCCAGUUAUUGGUGAUAAAACAUUAACUAAAAAGAAACAUAAAACAUCAAUUGAAAAAAAACGAAAAAGUACGGAGAAGGAUUUAAUAUCGGAUGAUAACGAUCCUCGAAGCCGUAAAUCUAUGUCGAGCAAGAACGAAAAACUGCGAAAAAGUACGAAGCGAUCAAAAGUGGCGAAUACAUUCAUAUUAUAGCUGAUAAUUUAUGUACAAAUAAAAUAAGACAAUGUACGUUUUGUCUACGUAAAUAAUAUUAUUUGUAAAUUAUAAAUAAAAUUGUCACACAGUUUUUUAAUACAUCUAAAUUCAUUUUAUAAAACUUCAUUAACGAAUUUCAAUACCGAAAACAUUGGAAAUAAUCUUAAUACAUAGCAUACAGUUUGAUAGAUUAAAAAAGAGAAAACAAGGAUAAUAAGGCACACAAAAAUUAUUACAAGCAAUAAAGUAAAAUGUUUCUGUUAUGAUGUAUUUUGUCACUCAGCAAUUCGUUUUUUUUUUUCAUUUGUAACUUACAUGUACAAGGGACAUAAAUAAUAUGCUAAUUACUCUUGCCCUGGAUAUACAGUACUGAGACGCGACUAAGUGUACUGCCUAAUUAUUGGAUUAAUUCUUUAUUGUACAAUUUAUUCUUAAUACCUUGUCUAUAUAUUGUUUUGGUUCACAAAAUACAGCGCGUAUCAACUUCAAUUUCUUCAAUAAUUAUCGACGCGAUCUUUGUUUUCUAUCAGAGUCAUUUAGUUAGGACCGGCACGAACAUUCAUGGGGUCGAGUUUAACAAUUGUGCAGGGCCAAAUAAAUAAAUUAUAAAUUUUAUAAGUACCCGUAUAUCCCCAUGAAAUUACGCACCCCCAAAAAUUCACAAAUUUUUUAUGGACCAGGGAGCUCUGCACCGUCCCUGUUUUUAAUUGUCAAUAUAAUUGUGAUAAAUAUUGAAAUCGUACGCGCUGCAGGAUAUAGGCUACUGUAAUUUUUUAUAUCUAGAAACUAGAAAAAGUGAACGUGACAACUUGCAACAGUUGAAACGCAUUUUGUACUAAAAGGAAAUAAUGUUCGCAGCUACAGCACACUAAACUCUUAUUCGGCUAUAUUUUGUCAGCUGUACAAAAAUCAUUGUCCACUACGCCUCUUGUUAAUUAAUACUAACGUAAAUUUGCUUUUAUCCUGACUGCGCUUCUUUUCUUUUAUUUGAAAUGGAAUAUUUAUCUCUUAUCCUCGUAAACGUACCUAGGAAUAAAUUUACUAAAUUACAGGCACUGUCCCCUUCAAGAUUUCGAGUGUUUUACCCAUAUUUCUACAGAUAAAAUGGAACUUUGCGCCAAAAAGGAAAAUAGUAUUCCUUGGCACAGAGGCCAUUUAUUUACAAACUUCCACAUAUAGGUGUAACAUGCAGAUUUCUGCAUAAUUUAUAAUUCCAUCUCUUUCGUGCAGUUAAGCGUAAAACAAAGUCUCCCUCAAGAAGAAACAGUUUUAAUUGAUCGUGUUUGUACAGGAAUGCCUUCUGCCACUCAUACAAUUCGCUAUUGAAACGCUGUCAUUCUACGUUGAGUGGAGUUUCAUACAAUUCUCAAAUAAAAUUCAAUAUUGGUGCUUUCGCUAUUUAUGGAUGAUACACAAACAUAACAGAAGAUUAAAUUCAAUAUAACAAA
Messenger RNA from Megachile rotundata (alfalfa leafcutting bee), 3072 nucleotides. RefSeq names its product WD repeat domain 74 lethal (2) k09848. Gene Ontology annotation, biological process: ribosomal large subunit biogenesis. Gene Ontology annotation, cellular component: nucleolus; preribosome, large subunit precursor. Gene Ontology annotation, molecular function: protein binding. Lineage: Eukaryota; Metazoa; Arthropoda; Insecta; Hymenoptera; Megachilidae. The record is from RefSeq and is a predicted model, not a curated record.